This is a messenger RNA of Gymnodraco acuticeps, 1345 nucleotides long. Its product is annotated as GTPase IMAP family member 8-like. Gene Ontology annotation, molecular function: GTP binding. The transcript has 5 exons. Bases 8 to 1345 code for a protein of 445 amino acids. Lineage: Eukaryota; Metazoa; Chordata; Actinopteri; Perciformes; Bathydraconidae. The record is from RefSeq and is a predicted model, not a curated record.
ACUUGACAUGGCAGCCUCUUGGGGUCCAGAGUCAAGCCUGUCCCAGCUGGUGGUUCUGUUACUGGGUGAGAAACAAAGUGGGAAGAGCUCAGCAGGAAACAUCAUCCUUGGGAAACCUGCCUUUUGCAAAAAAACAACUCAUAGCUCCAAAGACACCGGCACCAUCUUUGGAAUACAAGUGACAGUGGUGGACACCCCAGGGUGGCUGACCAGCUGCACCACUCCAGACAGGGUGUCCCAGGAUCUGUGCAGAGGGGUGUCCCUCUGCCAGCCAGAGCCCCAUGUCAUCCUGCUGGUGCUGCCCACCACCUCCACCUUUGGCCCGGAGGAGUGGAGAGCCAUGGAGGCCCAGCUCAGACUGCUCCAAACCCCCAUCUGGCAGCGAGCUAUGGUCCUCUUCACUCAUGGAGACCUGUUAGGAGACCUCCCUAUCAAGGAGCACGUUAGGCGCCAAGGUCAAACUCUUCGUUGGCUGCUGGAGCGAUGUGGGAACAGGUACCAGGUUCUGAGCAACCAGCCUGGGGCCUCAGAGGCUCAGGUGGCAGAGCUGUUUCAGAAGAUCCAGAAGAUGAUAGAGGCGAACAAGCGUCCCAGAGGAGUUCAGGACAGGAUGUACACGCAGCUCAGACGAGAAGUGAGCUUAAGGGAGGCGAGGAGGUCGCAAGGAAGACAAGAAGACAUAGAAAUGAGAGUCAUGCAUGAUAUGCAUGAUGGGAGGCCAUGGCAAAGAAAGCAGAUGGCCUCCAAACAACUACAACUAAUACCCAGAGGACUCCCAGCAGGGUCAGCUGGUAUCAAACCUGCUCUUGCCCUCAUCCUGCUGGGAAGGAGCAAGUCAGGAAAGAGCUCAGCAGGCAACGUGAUCCUGGACAGUGAAGAGUUUCAGACCGACACAAAGACCACCAGGUGCUCUGUAAGCCAUGGGGAAGUAUCGGGGUGGCCUGUGAUCGUGGUGGACUCCCCCGGGUGGAGCCUGUUUGGUCUGGCCAAUUCCAAGCAGGUCAGGACGGAGAUCAGUCGAAGCGCUUCCCUUUGCCCCGUGUGGAGCAAAGUCAUGUUCAUUCUGACUGUACCGGUGGGCUCCUUCAGAGAGAAAGACAGGAGAGCGGUGGAGAUGCACUUCAGCCUUUUGGGGCAGGAUGUGUGGAGAAGCACUGUGGUGUUGUUCACCUACGGAGAGGAGCUGAGAGGAAAGACAGUGGAGAAUCACAUCGAGCAGAGUGGAGAGCCUCUGCAGUGGCUGCUGGGCAAAUGUGGACAAAGGCACCAAGUGUUUUGCACAAAUACAGGAGACCGGACUCAAGUACAGCAGCUGCUGCACAUGGUGGAGCAACUAGAGCAAUGA